Molecule: messenger RNA, 831 nt
Organism: Anopheles marshallii
Lineage: Eukaryota; Metazoa; Arthropoda; Insecta; Diptera; Culicidae
Exons: 3
Coding region: 1-831 (276 amino acids)
Source: RefSeq, a predicted model, not a curated record
AUGGACCAAGAUGCACUGAUGCUCAGCAACGAGUCGGGAUUUCAAACUGAUUGGAAAAGCCUCUAUCACCGAGAUGCGCUGCUAUGGGCGUCUCACGAAUAUGAGGCAGAUUUUAUAAUGAAGCCACUGGGGAAGCUCGUAUUUUGCCUGGCGAGACAAUUUAAUCUCUCGCCGGCAAUAGAAUUUACAACCAUCGAUACGCUGGAGCUGCUACUGGUACGCGCCUUCCAGAGCUGGAUGAAGUCAUCGCCGGAGUCGCUGGAGCGCAACCAAUCUGCCUUUUUGCACCAACUCCCAAUGUACGUGGUGGCCGUAGUUGACAUCGUUGCCAAGUACAUACACAUUGGAAUAAAGUUGGAUCUAACGGCUCUGAAGCGAGCGGCCAAAGUGAGCGAUUCCAGCACAAACAUGCUGGCAGUGGAGUUUGAGGUUAUUAAGAUUUUGGACACCGAGCUCCGAUCGUCCCUGCUAUUGGGCGCAUUUGAACGUUUUUCGAAGCAAUAUCUAACACCGCUGCACAUCGCAACUAAUGAAAGCGUAUGGAACAUUGGACUGAGGCUGUUACGUUUGGUCACCGCAGAACGAACACUCAUCUACAAUAGCCUAAAGACAUCGAUGAAGGACAACGAAUGCUUUCGACGCUUCAAAUCCAACAAGCUGAUUCUGGCGGGUGCGAUCAUCAUCACCGUGCUGUACGUUAUACCGGCAACGCGCCACAGCAAGGCAAUCCUCGACAAAGUCAUCGAACCGCUCGCUGACGAUUGCUGCGUACAGGCAACGAAUCUGAUCUAUCUCCGGGACGCAGUGUUGCGUGUUAUACGCGGCCCCUGA